Molecule: messenger RNA, 933 nt
Organism: Cercospora beticola
Lineage: Eukaryota; Fungi; Ascomycota; Dothideomycetes; Mycosphaerellales; Mycosphaerellaceae
Source: RefSeq, a predicted model, not a curated record
AUGACCAGCAAAGGUCUUCUGCGAGUGCAGCGUCAGAGCCAAGACCGCGACCUACAAGCUCCAAAGUACAAGAGCCCAAACUACAAGAAGACUCAAGAAGUCAUGCCGCCGACUACUCUCAUGUCGUUAUCUGACGAGCUUCUCGCCCACCUCUGCAGCUAUGCCAUGACCCACCAGCCGCCUCCUCCAAUUACCAAAACGACAUCCUACCUACAACACCCGCCUCCAGGCUUAAUCUCCGAACAAAUCUCAAAAACGCUCCGUGGCCUUCUUACACCCUUCCGAUGCUGCAGCCGGCUCUACCGUAUCGCAAAACACCAGUUUCUCGAAUCCAACAUCAUCCUUCUCCAUCUCAGCGAUAUUCGUGGCUCAGCAAGCAGGCUAGAGUUCACCUCUGGAACUUCGCAGAUGAUCAUGACCGGCAACCCUGAGACUUUGCUGCGAAACCUUGUACACGUUGAGCUUGUCGUCAGCAUCUCCGACAUGCGAGCACCUUUCAGUCAACCUUUCGCCUCUAGAACUUCUGGGAAAUUGUGGAAGAGCGGAAGUGAUGUGUUGAGUUUGAACAGGGAAGCGCAGAAUUUGAAGCGCCUUGCUGUGCUGUGUCCAAAUUUGAGAACGCUGCAUGUUUGUCUCAAGGUUGAUGAGUGGGUACUGUAUGGCAAGGGGCCGGAGUUGAAGAGGAAGACACAGGAGGAGGUGGAGGCUGGCAAUGCCAAUGAUGCUGGCAGUAGAUACUUGAGGCUCGCGGAGUUGGUUGUGGAGCUGGCGAGGGAAGUGGAGGUAAAGUUCGUGACGGUUUCGUUCAAUCAUUGGAGGAGUUCGGCGGAGGCUGUAGAUGUGCGAGAGAAGAGUCCGGAGGAAGUCCUGGAUGCUUGUAUUGGGAGCAGUUUGCAUGAGACCUGGUUUGGACCUAUUGCGAGGAUCGGAUAA